AUGGAAAUUAGGGUGGUUAGGCGCAGACAUUCUCACAAGCAAUCUUACGACUUGAGGUCUGAUCACCAACCACCAGACCAGGGCAUUAAAUGCGUUCCAACGGCCAAAGGGGCAGAACCCACGAUCAGGGCGGUGGCUGAGAUUUACCGGGAUUUAUGGGAGUCACACCACCAUGCUUCACGAUCCCAAACCACCAUGCCAAACGUCGAUUUGGCUACCCACUUGCCGCGAUCAGGCUCCACCACGCAGGUCUUUUCAGCCUCGAUUGUCCCUCCAGGACUCCUAUAA
Prunus armeniaca (apricot) is the source of this 288-nucleotide messenger RNA. Lineage: Eukaryota; Viridiplantae; Streptophyta; Magnoliopsida; Rosales; Rosaceae. The record is from the annotation of a GenBank genome assembly.